AUGGCCACUACAACAGCAGCAGCUCUUACAACAACAACUGAACCUGCUUCCACAAGCACUACUGCAGCCCCUACUGCAACCACAACAGAAGCGUCUUCUACAACAACUGUAAAAACUACGACUUCCACAACAACAUCCCCUACGACAACUGCAGCUCCUACUUCAACCACCGGAGCUCCUACGGCCACUACAACAGCAGCAGCUCUUACAACAACAACUGAAGCUGCUUCCACAAGCACUACUGCAGACCCUGCUGCAACCACAACUGAAGCUUCUUCUACAUCAACUACAGCAGCUCCGACUACAUCCCCUUCGACAACUGCAGCUCCUACUACCACAACUGCAGCUGCUUCCACAACCACUACUGCAUUAGCUACUGCAACCACGACUGCAGCUGCUUCCACAACCACUACUGCAUUACCUACUGCAACCACGACUGCAGCUUCUUCCACAACCACUACUGCAGCCCUUACUGGAACCACAACUGAAGCUUCUUCAAAAACAACUAUAGCACCUACGACAACCACAACAACAUCCCCUACGACAACUGCAGCUCCUACUACAACUACCGUAGCUCCUACGGCCACUACAACUGCAGCAGUUCCAACAACAACUGUAGCUGCUUCCUCAACCACUACAGCAGCCCCUACUGCAACGAGAAAUGAAGAUCCUUCUACAAUAACCACAACAACAUCCCCUACGACAACUGCAGCUCCUACUACAACCACCGGAGCUCCCACGGUUACUUCAACAGCAGCAGCUCUUACAACAACAACUGAAGCUGCUUCCACAAGCACUACUGCAGCCCCUACUGCAACCACAACAGAAGCGUCUUCUACAACAACUGUAGAAACUACGACUUCCACAACAACAUCCCCUACGACAACUGCAGCUCCUACGGCCACGACAACAGCAGCAGCUCUUACAACAACAAAUGCAGCUGCUUCCACAAGCACUACUGCAGACCCUGCUGCAACCACAACUGAAGCUUAUCCUACAACAACUAUAGCAGAUUCGACAACAUCCCCUUCGACAACUGCAGCUCCUGCUACCACAACUGUAGCUGCUUCCACAACCACUACUGCAUUACCUACUGCAACCACGACUGCAGCUGCUUCCACAACCACUACUGCAGCCCUUACUGGAACCACAACUGAAGCUCCUUCAAAAACAACUAUAGCACCUACGACAACCACAACAAUCUCCCCUACGACAACUGCAGCUCCUACUAAAACCACCGGAGCUCCCACGGUUACUUCAACAGCAGCAGCUCUUACAACAACAACUGAAGCUGCUUCCACAAGCACUACUGCAGCCCCUACUGCAACCACAACAGAAGCGUCUUCUACAACAACUGUAAAAACUACGACUUCCACAACAACAUCCCCUACGACAACUGCAGCUCCUACUACAACCACCGGAGCUCCUAUGGCCACUACAACAGCAACAGCUCUUACAACAACAACUGAACCUGCUUCCACAAGCACUACUGCAGCCCCUACUGCAACCACAACAGAAGCGUCUUCUACAACAACUGUAAAAACUACGACUUCCACAACAACAUCCCCUACGACAACUGCAGCUCCUACUUCAACCACCGGAGCUCCUACGGCCACUACAACAGCAGCAGCUCUUACAACAACAACUGAAGCUGCUUCCACAAGCACUACUGCAGACCCUGCUGCAACCACAACAGAAGCGUCUUCUACAACAACUCACUACUGCAGCCCCUACUGCAACCACAACAGAAGCGUCUUCUACAACAACUGUAAAAACUACGACUUCCACAACAACAUCCCCUACGACAACUGCAGCUCCUACUUCAACCACCGGAGCUCCUACGGCCACUACAACAGCAGCAGCUCUUACAACAACAACUGA
This is a messenger RNA of Oncorhynchus keta (chum salmon), 1881 nucleotides long. Its product is annotated as mucin-5AC-like. The record is from RefSeq and is a predicted model, not a curated record. Lineage: Eukaryota; Metazoa; Chordata; Actinopteri; Salmoniformes; Salmonidae. The coding region runs from base 1 to 1881 and encodes 626 amino acids. The transcript is spliced from 2 exons.